Fusarium coffeatum is the source of this 1344-nucleotide messenger RNA. RefSeq lists its product as uncharacterized. The transcript is spliced from 9 exons. Lineage: Eukaryota; Fungi; Ascomycota; Sordariomycetes; Hypocreales; Nectriaceae. The coding region runs from base 1 to 1344 and encodes 447 amino acids. The record is from RefSeq and is a predicted model, not a curated record.
AUGGACCAGUCUAUCAUCCGCAUCUCGAAGGAACUUGGCGAUAUCCAGAAGAAUUGCGAUCUGUCAAUUGCUGUGGCAUGCCGUGAUGUCGAUGUUCGCAAUGUGAAAGCCUUGGUUAUGGGCCCCCACGAGACGCCCUACGAGUUCGGAUUCUUCGAGUUUGCGAUCCGGUUCCACAAAGAUUAUCCCUCCAAGUCGCCGGCUGUCGUCUGUGUCACCACAAAUGGUGGACGCUGCCGCUUCAACCCCAAUGUCUAUAGUAAUGGCAAAGUCUGCCUGUCAAUCUUAGGCACGUGGCGUGGCGAGCGCGGGGAAGAGUGGUCGUCUGCGCAAGGACUGGAGUCGAUCUUAUUGUCCAUCCAGAGUCUCCUUUCAUCCAACCCCUACGAGAACGAACCCGGAUUUGAGGAUGCCAACGAGGAGUCUGACAAGAAAAACCAGAAAGACUAUGUUCAGAAGGUUAGUGCUUUAUCGAACUGGGCGAGUAUUGUCAUCCAACGCCUCGAGGGAUAUCUUGGACUCAGUUCUAGCGGAUCUCAGCAACACAGUACUGUCGGGCCGGAAUUGGAAGAUGAAGAUAUCGAUGAAGCCACAGUACCCUUCGAACCGUUCAAGGACCUCUGCAAACGCCGAUUCUUAUGGUACUUCGAGUCAUAUCUGGCAGCCGUCGAGAAGGGCAAGCAGGAAACCAAGCCCAACCUUCCGUUCGCGAGGAUGCCAUUCGAAUCUCCUGGUAACAACUCUAUGGAUGGAAAAUUCAAUUAUCCGGAGCUCGAACGUCGCCUACAUGCUAUCAAGGCCGCUAUCGACGUUGAGCCCCUGAGAUGGGCCGAGGAGGGCCUGGAUGCCAAGAAACGCGAGACCACCGUCGCCGUGAACCUUCAGCACCAGUUUGAGCAGGUUGUCGAGGCGUUCAAAAGGAGCGAUAUGCCCCACGACGUGUUUCUCGACAACGAGAACCCAUUUGUCUGGGUUGUAACCUAUUUCGGACGACCCAUGACCAACCUCGACGGAGGCUUAUUCAGAAUCAAGAUGAACUUCAGCGUCCGUUUCCCAGAGGAACAACCUCGUGUCAAGUUCGAGACCAAGAUCUUCCACCACCACAUUGCUGCAGAUGGGACGGCAUGCUAUACCCCGAACCCCACCAAGAGGGAAGACGUACGGUCGCACAUUGAAGCUAUCUUUUCUAUUCUCGAAGAUGACGAGCCCGCUUAUGACCCUCGCAAGAUCGUCAACCCAGAAGCCACCAAGAUGUACUGGGGUGGUAGUGCUGACGACAAGAAGAAGUACAACAGACGUCUUCGCCGAUCUGUGCAGCAGAGCAUGGAGGACUUCCCGGAAUGA